Molecule: messenger RNA, 591 nt
Organism: Mixia osmundae IAM 14324
Lineage: Eukaryota; Fungi; Basidiomycota; Mixiomycetes; Mixiales; Mixiaceae
Exons: 4
Coding region: 1-591 (196 amino acids)
Source: RefSeq, a predicted model, not a curated record
AUGGGUUCAGCAGGCUCGAAAGUCAGAUCGGCAGGCCGAACGCUCGCCAGUGCACGCUCAUCUCUCGAAGGCUCCUCUCUGUCUGCCCAGUCCGAGCCACCCACGACGGCACGCUAUGAAUCGCCGCGAUCAGGCUCGAGGCCGACUGCGAUGGCAUCUGAGCAAGCUGAUCCUCAAGAUAGUGCGGACCCUCAACUAGCAGGCUAUCUCAAAGAGCUCGGACAAGUGAAAGUCCCAAAAGCGCCGAGCAACUUUACAGAGGACGAUAGUAUGCUACAGCUUUUGAGGUCAAGGAAGCAGUCAGAAGAGCAAGAUAGCGAUCCGACUGCUCGACCGGAUCGAUUCCAAGCAUCAAUAUUGGCCCAAUACUUUGACGCCAGGAAGACCACAAAGUCUCGAGAGGAAGCAUCUGAACUCGCUCGUAGCUUUGGCAUGGAUGCAGACCUGGCAGAAAGCCUCGCAAGGCACUAUACAACGCCGUCUAUCACGCGCGAGAGAUCUGCCGAGCAGGAGAAAGAGGAUUAUCACAUUGCUGGCUGGGUAGACCCUCGAUGGGCGGAAGGGUCAGGGCCUAAGCGCUUACCUUCGUAG